Messenger RNA from Lineus longissimus, 6085 nucleotides. RefSeq names its product zinc finger protein 595-like. The record is from RefSeq and is a predicted model, not a curated record. The coding region runs from base 260 to 4378 and encodes 1372 amino acids. The transcript has 6 exons. Lineage: Eukaryota; Metazoa; Nemertea; Pilidiophora; Heteronemertea; Lineidae.
GUUUGUGAAAAUUAGAUUUUUUGUUCCAAAUAAAUUCCGAAUUUUGACCCCUUUAUUUACAACUUUUAAUUCGAUCUCAGGCUUCAAAGGUUUAAAUAUGCAUUUGAUCUGAAGCAGGAGAAGAAAUUCUGAGUGGUGUAGACCAAUUCAAAAGUGGUGAAAGUGCAUCAAACUGUAGUUAAAUGAUAAGUUGUCCUGAAAAGCUUGUAUGGUGACAGUCACCACCUACUUUGUUUGUCAGUGAUCUCAGUACGUGAAGAUGCAUCGGCCUCCGCACAACCCCCACUCUCAAAACAGAGGGCAUCAGCAGCAGCAGCAGCAGCAGCAGCAGCAACAGAGAAAUGACAGGCAAGACCAGGGACCGUCUCAUAAUAUUGCACAGCAUCCCCAAUAUAGACAUACACAUCCUGGACACAGGCCAAAUGAUUUCACCAUCUCUGACGUAUUAACACAGUGUAUAGACUCAGUCAUGCAUGACCCAACUCCUCAGCAUUUGCAAAAUGCUAUGACCACGCAGGCAGAUUUUGCUGCAUUGCUCAGGCCGAAACCUUUGAACUCUAAACAAAAUCCUAAGCAAGCAGCGAUGGCUGCUCACAUACAAUCUCAACAGCAAAAUCCAAAGCAGGCUGCCAUGGCUGCCCAUGUUCAAUCACAACAGAAUCAAAAGCAUGUAGAACAAUCGUACCCAACUUAUCCUGGACCGCAUAUGGACAAUCCGCAGAUGCAAAUGCAACAACAAAAUCCGGGAAACCAUGGCAACCAGCAACAAAAUCCAGGAAACCAUGGCAACCAACAGCAAAAUCCAGGAAACCAUGGCAACCAGCAACGACAGCAAGAUCCGGAAUUCCCCGACUUCACAAGGUCUGAUGAAGACAUGGAUCAGUCUGGUCGACAUGGUGUGCAACUGCAGACACAAAAUCAAAACCCUCCACAGCAGGACUUUAGGCGACAGCAAGUAGGAAAUGGACGCCUGAAUAUGAAUCAGAAUGUUGUGGAUGUUGAUCCAAACACAGCUCGUGUUAGAGAAGCAUAUCAGGAGGAAUUGAUGAAUACUCCCUGGUCUGGACAGAAUUUGUCUCAAACAAUGAGGCAGACUGAGCCCACAGCAGACAGCGAUACCGAGAGCCAUAGGAAUCCAUUUGCUGCCUUACAAAUGCCACUGGGGUCAGAACCUUCUCCACCAGUCCAAGAGAAAAGAGGUACUGAUUCUCCAGUGGACACAGUGGAUGAAACCAUAGCUGCUAUAGAUGCAAGAAGAAGCUUUCACCCGGACCCAAGCCACCACCAACACAAGUUCAGCAACGAGAGGAGCCAAGUCAUGCAGGUCCCUCCUUCCUCAGAGCACCCCCUGACCACCUCCCAUUGUACCCCCACGACACAUACACCCCACCAGCCUCCGCAACCCUAUCAUUCGGAGGGCCCCAUACCUCAAUGGGUACAGCUGUCGGACAGUAUGCUUCACCCAUAUCCACACCAGCAGUAUUCCCACAGCAUAGGAGCUUCCUUUCCUUAUAAGGUUCCUGAUCUCAGUAAUCUAGCUCAGGCUUCCUUCCGUUGCAUGUCAGCCGCAGAACCCCAAGCGAGUGAGCAAGCACCCUUCCCUUGUGAACCCAAACUAAACAAAAACUAUAAAAGUGAAGCUUCUAUGACAAAUUCAAAAAAACUGAGUGGAACAAGGGUUGAAAUGCUGCAACCUGGAAAUUUGAAUAUUGCUUCUCAAGAUGUUAAAACUACAGGCCUAACACCAAAAAACUUCCAACACAUCAAGUUGGACCCACGGUAUCUUAAACCUUUCAAGUGUAACAUUUGCUCAGUAGAUUUUGCAACUAUUGGUGAACUUUCUCUGCACCAAUCUGUUCAUGCUCCAGUUCCUUUAAAUGAAGGGUCAAGGAAGGAGGAACUGGCUAUUUGUGAGAAGUGUAGUGUUGGCUUCAAGCGAAUGGAUGAUCAUCUGUUCCAUGUCUCACUACAUAAUGCUGAGGAGGACUCAAUGGACAUUAAAUCUAGAUUAACUGCUACAGAACGUUUUCAAUGUGGGAAUGUCACUACAGAGUCAUUGCAGUGUCCAGCGUAUCACCAAAGCGUUGACGCUCACAAUGAAGAGGACAUAAGACCUAGACGAAGUGUUUUAGUGAGUGAAUCUGGUGAUGUCGAUGCGGACCGCUUGUUGCAUCAAACUGUUCACAUAAAACAAGAGGUUUGCCCUGCUGCAGAAUUUAGAACUACUGAAUAUGGUGAUGAGAAUGACUUCAUUUCAGCAGAAUGUAUCACUGAAACUAAAGAUAGUCAGUCAAGGAAAAUCCCUUGUAAAGCCAGGAAGAGUUUUAGUCCACGAGUUCGCACUGCUGCAGACGGUAUUGAAACUGUAGAUAGUGCCUCAUCAGUGUCUCUUAAAAAGACUAAGAAAGCCAGUAAAGCGUCUUGUCAUAGGCCUACAGGAAACAGAGCACCUCUGCACUUGAGUUCUGGUUCAAGUCCCAUUGCAAAUUUGAAGUUCAAGCCUGCCAAGUUGAACUUACAGAGUGCAAAAUCAAAUUCUGGUUGGAAGCAAUUUAUUUGUAAAACCUGUGGGAAAAGCUUUGCAAAGAAAUCAACGUUGACAGUUCAUGAAAUCGGCCAUGUCUCCGAAGGCAAGAUUUACAGGUGCAACAUUUGCAGUUUGGGGUUCUUCAGUUGCGCCGAUUGUGUGCGUCAUGAAAAAAUACAUGCAGGAGAAAUGCCAUUUGCAUGUUCGCAUCCACAAUGUGGUCGUGGAUUCAUGAAAAAGUCUGCGCUUACAAAACAUGAGUUUAGUCACAGCAGUGUCAAGACUUAUAAAUGUAAACAUUGUGGUCGUGGAUUUAGACAGCGCCGGAACCUUCAUGUACAUGAGCAAAUCCACACACGGGAAAAAUUCAAUUGCAACCAGUGUGAAAAAGUCUUUAACACGAGUUUGAAACUGAAGGUACAUUUACAAAUUCAUAAAGGAGAGAAGCCAUUUAUUUGCAACAUCUGCAGAAAAGGCUUUGUGAAGAGGACUAGGUUACGAGACCAUAUGUUUGUUCACACAGAUCAAAAACCUUAUUUAUGUCGGGAUCCGGAUUGUGGCCGUGGGUUUAUAUCUCGUGAUUUAAGGAGGCAUGAGCGAAUUCAUUCUGUCAAUAACCCUUUUAAGUGUGGGACAUGUGGUAAACAGUUCAUGCGACAGAGCCACCUGGUAGAGCACGAGGGAAUUCAUAUUCCGAGCCAGGAGCGAGCUUUUCCGUGUCUUGAAUGUGAUAAAAGAUAUUUCACGGCCAGAUCGUUAGCGCGGCACUCGACUACCCAUUCUGAAAUCAAGCCAUUUAAAUGUUCUUUUUGUAGUAAAGGUUUUACUCGUAAGAAUCAUCUGACAGAGCAUGUGCGUACUCAUACUGGUGAAAGACCAUUUGCUUGUCAGUUCUGUGAAAAACGCUUCAGUAAGAAAGGUCACAAGAACAAGCAUGAACGGAUUCAUACAGGAGAAAAGCCUUUCUCUUGCAAUGACUGUCCGAAAAAAUUUACUAGCGGGAGUUGUUUAAAGCGCCAUCAAUCAAUCCAUUCUGGUGAAAAACCUUAUUGGUGUGAACAGUGUGAUAAACAGUUUUCGCAACCUGGCGGGUUGCAUCAUCAUCAGCGCUGUGCCCACACUGAUGAAAAACCUUUUAAAUGUUCAAAAUGUCCCAAAGGUUUUACAAGCAAAAGCUACUUAGCCAAACACGAACAAAAACACACAGAACCGUUACCUUUCAAUUGUACAAAAUGUAACAUGGGAUUUGUCUCGGCAAUGAAAUUGGAUUCGCAUGAUCGAAAAAUCCAUUUAGGUGAAAACCCUUACAAGUGUACAACAUGCAAUAAAGUGUUACGCAGUUCAAGUGAUUUGACACGACACAUUCGCAUCCACACAAACGAGAAGCCGUUCCCAUGCACAGAGUUAGGUUGCGGAAAGUACUUCAGGAUAAAAUCAGAUCUUACAAAACAUAAACGUAUUCAUACUGGGGAGAAACCAUUUCUUUGCAAGUGGUGUGGUCAGCGUUUUACAGGGAGCAGCCACUUGAUCACGCAUGAAAGGAUCCACACUGGUGAAAAACCAUAUGAGUGUGAAUACUGUAAGCGUAAGUUCAAUAAGCGGUGUAACCUGAAUGCGCAUGUUAGGAUACAUCUUGGGAAACCAUCGCGGAGGAAGCCAAAAAAUCUGGCUAGUGCUAGUGUAGGAAGUGUCGGCGCUUCUGGUGUCAUUGGUGUUGGAAGUUCUGGUGCUGGCGUACAUGUACCUCUUGCAUUGGGUUCAGAACAUGCCCCCAGAAAACCCAUUACCAUGACAGCAGAGUCCUCACUUAACAGUACUGGUUCUAUUUUCAAUCCCUCUAUGUUCCCUUGAGUUGAGUUAGUAUUGUCUUUCGAUGCUGUGAUUCACAGAGGACAAUAUACGCUACACAUUUGUAUGUUGAAAUAGGAUAGAUAUUCUUUUAGAAUCUGUUUAAGAAAAGAUCUAAACUUUCAGUCCAUGAUUAUAAUGUGACAAGUCAGUGUGUUAGAAAUGUAUCUAAUUAAUGCCUUGUUCAUCAAGACAAUUUUAAUCAAAACCAGAUGACAACUGCUCUCUAUUGGGUAUUUUAUACAAGAUGUUGAAUCUCAUUCUUAAGUUUGUUAGUUCCCUGUCUACACACUAGGGUGAAACAGACGGUUAAUUUUGCCUGCCUCCAAUUGCCACAAAAGCACUGCUUGUUGACUUCGACAGUUUGGAAUUGAGACCAUACUGGCCUGUUUGAGCCAGCAGGCAUUAUCAAUCUUCUUAUCAACAUAUUUAGUUAUAAAAAUGGGAACUAACCUUACCGAGAAAACAGCCUAGGUGCUAGCACAGCAUCAAUUACUUUAAUAAAUCGUUUCUUGUGUGUGCAUGCGUGUUCAUUUUGAGGACAUGUAAUAUGAUAGCGUAGUAGUUGUAGGCCUUCCAGAGUUGCAUACGUUAUUUUGGUUUUGCAUGUAUUUAUGUUUGUCACUUAUGUCAGUCCUUUAUUCUAUUUAAGUUUUAAGUGAUAAAAGUUAGACUAGGAUCACACCAUAAGUCAUAUUCAUAAAAGCUCCUUUGAUACUCUGUUCCACCAAUCUAAGAUUGUUUCUAACUGAAGAAACUGAAGAUAUCAUGCCCAUAGUCGUUCGAUUAUAAUGUUAAAUUAAGUAGACAAUGCUUUGACAACACCGCAUUGUCCGAUGGUCAGAAAGUCAUGUUCCGACUUGGCCUGGCUUUGAGUUGAUUUUAUUUGUGGAAAGUAUUAAUGAAGCGGUCUUAAAUUAGUGACAGAGUAAGUGAAAAAACCGUAUCAUAUAUUUUAGAGUAGUUGUCUGAUAUAGUGGCAGUCCUUGGGUCCUAAUACACUGCCAUGACUAAAAAGAAGGGAAGAAGGGUAGUUCUGUAAAUUUGAAUCUACUAAAAACAUGGCCAUAUGACAUAUGGUAGAAACUUCACCCCACUCACUGGUAAAUGUGGGGCAGAGUCCACUCAUUCAAAUGUUUAGAUUCAUUUACACUCAACAGCAAAACCGGUAAAAACUAUUUUCAGUGCAAAGAUUUUUAGCACUGUCUUUUGUUAGGCCAAGAUAGCAGAUAUACUAAUCAUGUUCAACGAUACAUCACAAUUCUUUUGGUUUUUUUAAAGUAGCCCAUUGUCUUUUGGUGAGCUGGUUAUUUUAUUAGACAGUCCACUUGUAAUUAUUGUUCUGGAUCACAUUAACUUGGGCAAAGACAGAUGUCUUCUCUAAAUUGCAUAAUCUUUAAAUUGUAUCUUUGGCAUAGCUUAAUUUUGCGUUUUGAGAACACUGUAACAGUAAUUUUGAUGAAAUAUUAUUAUUAAAAUUUUUAAAAAACUUGAAAAUUUCCCGAUUAAGAGUAUGAGAACACAGUUUCUAUGAGGAGGUAUUUUGCCCGUUUGGUAAAAUCAUACAAACGUUUAGUGGACAUGUUAAUUGUCAUUGCAGUAUGUAUUAACUUAUUAAUUUACUUAUUAACUGAUUGAUACAUAUACAAAGCAAAGGCACACCAUGUAUAUUAUUGUCCCUUAUUAUCAUUAAAGUUUAGUUGAAAAGCA